UCAAGAUGGCGGCUGUUUUGGGGGUUGGAAGGUAGACGACACUUGAGACCAGAUUUAGGAGCUGUAAACGAAGCACAUAAACUCUACAAGAUGUCUUUGGCAGCAGCAGAUAAGCUGCUUAAGGUUUUUGACGCGUUGAAGAAUUUUAGAGAAGGCAUUCCAGUGGCAGAUCCCAAUCCCUUGGCAAAGAAAAAAGAAAGCCUUCUGUCUAAGAAAGAUCGAAUAUCACUUCUAAACAGUAUCCCAGAGCUGAUAUGCUCCUCAGCUAUAAGGAGUCUGACAGAAUUUCCAAAGAUCCUAGCCAUAGCAGUGGACUCUUUGUUAGGCAGUUGUGAUGACCAGGAGUCAGAUGUGCGUUUGGUUGCUGGUGAAUCUCUUAACAAACUCAUCAAGGGUUUAAUGGAUUCUUAUCUGGGACGAAUACAUGUAGAGCUUUACAAGGAAAUUAAGAAGAAUGGCUCUGCCAGAGGUUUGAGAGCUGCUUUGUCGCGGUUUGGUGACCUGUGCCAUUUAAUAAGACCACAGAAAUGCCGACCAUUUAUUGCUAAUUUGUUACCAUGUAUAGCUCGUGUAAGUAUGCGUACAGAAGAUUCAAUUCAGGAAACACUGGCCACUGCCAUGCAGAAGAUCAUGUGUGUUCUGGGUAGUUUUACUAGUGAUACUGAGGUCAAGCAACUGUUGAAAACAUUUCUGCCAAACCUGCGAUCCUCAUCUGCAACAACAAGACGUACAGCAGCAAGUGGCAUUGUUGACAUUUGUCGAUAUUCACGCAAACCAACCUUCUUCUAUGAAUGGCUACUAAACAUUCUGUUAGGCUUGGUGCUACCAUUUCAUGAAGAUAAAGACUCAACUGUUUAUCUUGGUGUGCUGAUGUGUUUACGGCACAUGAUCCCCAAUUUGGAUAGUUCUUCCUCAAGUGGACGUGGUCUGAAAGGUUUGCGAGGCAGCUUUGGUUCUCAGCGAUCAUAUUCUAGCGAUGGAGUACCUGGUGAUAUACAGAUAGAAGGCAAUCAGCUUUUGCAGGCUUAUGAAGUAAUCAUGUACUGUACAAAGCACUCAAAUCACAACGUGGUGACAGCUUCUCUUGAAACGCUACUUCAGCUUCUGCGCACUCCCCCACCUGCUCUUCUGUCAGUUCUUCUAUCCAGUGAGGGGAUAACACCAAGCACAGGUUCUGAUAUACUCAAGAAAGGCUUGGAGGUUCUUGAGGAAACAGUGUCUGAAGGUGGCUCAGUGAUGAGUGAACUAGAAAUAGCAUCCAUUGCUGAGAGUACAGCUAGUACUGUAGACACUGGAAUUGGCAGCUCUGUUGCUACCGAUUUGGAUACAGAUCAAGCAACAACGGAUGAAAUGCUGAGGUCAGAGUUGGAUCACCUGCGUUUACAUGGCAGUUCUGCCACUGAUGAUGAUCAAGCAAGAGAGGAAAUGGAGGAAGGAGGAGAUGUUUUCAAUCCAAUGUCAAGCCUGGUGUCUGAAGGAAACACAGGAAGUAGACGAGUGACCCGGUCUUUAUCGGAUCCUGGCCAUGCUGUUGAGAAAGAUAACGAUACAACUGACAAUGCAACUUGGAGUGAGGCUCAAGCAUCUCAUGGUACAGUGGAAUCUGUUGCUCGCAAGGACAGUGAUGACUUGGAACAUGAAUUGUCAUCCACUGAUGAUGAUACCAUAAGGACAGAAUCAGUUUCAACCCAGGAAGUGAGGCUUCUUGUUGAGAGAAGUUUUCAGAUUGAUGCAGUGGCCUGCAGAGGUGUUCCUCUCAUCCACUGUGUCCGCCUAAUGUGUUCAUUUCUUUUGUCUGGAAACCCUGGAGAAAUGCUGUCAGACUCCAGUGUUCGUGUCAGUGUGAAAUCUUUGGCUCUUUCCUGCAUUGCGCAAGCUGUUAAGCUGCAUCCUGAAGCAUUUUUGGUCCGAAUACUGCCUGAGUCAUCUGAAGAGUCAGAUGAUGAGGAACUGCGUCAAUCAAGCCCUCAGCUUGUUCGAGAUAUUCUUCUAUUCAGCGGUCAUGGAGAUCCACAGCUUCGAGGAAGUCUGUCGACUGUGAUUGGAAAUGUUAUUAGAACAGGACUUGAGAAGGGAAGGCUUGAUUUCGACACUUGGUGUAUUGACACUUGUCAGGAAAUGGAGACAGUUCCCUUAGCACUUGAAGACCUGAUGCCAGUAUUGAAGUCUAUUCUUCAAGAUGACUCACCUGUUGCUAUAAGACAAGCUUGCAUUUCUCUUAAGAACUGUUUCUCCCUGCUGUGCUCUAGCAAACACUCCAAGGUUGCUUUGGACCUCCUGAAUAUCAUUUCUCACUUGAGAAACAACUCUUAUUGGCUUGUAAAGGUUGAAUUACUAGACAUAUUAGAAGAUGUGGACUUCAGGCUCUUGACAUUUUUAAAAAGCAAAUUUGAAAACCACCAGGAAUCAGGGAUGCAAAGAUUAUUUAAAACUAAUUUACAAGAAGAUCUGAUUAACAAUGUGGUGCUGGACUUGUUGGAAGAUGAUGACAUCCGAGUCAGGUCUGCAGCUGCCAAGUGUUUUGUCAGCAUGGUUCCACAACUCUUUUAUUCAUUAAACAAUGACAAACAAGCUGUGGUAAUUUCUGCUGUUCGAAGUCAAAUCAGUAAUCUCUGUAUUCAGGAAUCCCAAUGCAAGGCAUAUACCCAGUCAGUUAUUGAUGCCAACCUUUCAAGAGCUGUGUCACUCAUCACAACAAAGCUGAAUCAUUCAACAUCAAGGACCUCUAUGCUUGGAUGCAUUCAUGUUCUAUCACUGUUGACAGAGUCAUUCCCUGUUGCAAACUACCCUGGAGCUUGGGGAUGUAGUGUAUCACUUUCAUGUAGAAGUCCUCUACCUACCCAACCCAUAGGGUCAUUCGGUUCUCCCUCCAGGCCUUCUAGUCCAAGUGCUGCUUGUACAGGGGGAGGAGGACCUUUGUCAGUUGUAGUGGGUAGUAUGAUAUCCUCAGGGCUGGCUUAUGAUCUUUUUGCACAUCAGCAGUUGCUUCAAGUAAGUGUUCAUGAAAACUUUGAAUUGCUAGUGACUGAUACACUGUAUAAUGUAAUGGAACUGAACAAUCUUACACACUCCUUUUUUGACAAUGAAUGCUUGUAUGCUUCAAAAACCCAUGGCCUAAGGUCAUAUUUUCAUAAAAUAUAUACUCUUGCACUGAAGGGCUAUCCUAUUGCAGGGAACAUUCUGUUUGGUGCAGGCUGUAGUGGUGUCCAUGUUUCACUGAAAGUUCACUCAGAGCGAGGGCCCUCAGAUGAGCCUAUCGGUUCUGCUGAACACUGGAGUGUGUUCACUGAUAGUGCCUUAGCUUCCCAGGCAGAGAAACUAAUUCUCCACUUGACAAGGUUAUUGAACAUUGUUUCUCAUGUUGUUGAGAACAACAUUCCUGGUGCUCAUUCCUUUAAGAUUUCUUUCCCUGGACAGAAUAAAGACAAACAACAAUCAGCUGCUAUUCCUGGUGUGGCUGCUCCUCAGACCCCUUCUCCUGCUUCCGUUGGUUCCAGUCCUGCUACAACUGUUCCGAAGAGACUACUGACCAAGACUAAGCGGGCUCUUUCUGAAGCAGAUUUAUCCCAAGCGACUUCAGAUAAACCUGUUUCACCAUCUAAGACCCAAGGGGGCGGUGGACAACCUACAGAGUCUUCAGAUCAAAACACACAGAGCCCUCCUCCCAAGAGCAGCAUUGGCAUGUUUCACCAUUUACCGCACUACAUGAAGUUGUAUGAAAUCGUUAAAGGAGCUUAUGCCAACAACCAGGUGACACUGAUGAGUCCAGCCCAGGACAAGUUUUGUCAGUUCCUAGCAGCAACCUUGGAUGCUUUGUCUCUUCUUCUUGAAGUCACUGCAUUUGCUGACAUUGGAAAGCACAUUGAAGAAAUACUUGGCUAUCUACAAGUUUGUGAGAAACUGGAGGCAACAAAGACAUUCUUAUGUGUCCAACAGCUUUUACGUGCAAUGUUUGGUAUCAAUGCCCUUAGCCAACCAGAACUGAUCCAGAAUGCCUUGGCUCCUCCCUGCCUUGCUGAAAGUCAUGUGACAGUGCCAGAACAACCUAACCAGCUAAAGGCCCCGGAUGAAAGCCUUUAUCACUCAUGUUUUAUUCAUCCAUUAACAAUUAUUACAAAGACGCUGGAGAAGUUGAAACCCAAGGAAGAAGUUAAAGAAAAAGGAAACGAAUCAGACUCUUUAGGAGGUAUUGGAGUGUUUAUCAAAAGGCUCAGGAAAAAAGCCGCUAUUUCUGUUCAACCUACUAUGAAACUGGACAAGCAAUCCCCCAUUCAUUCAUUUAUCCGCUGGUUUGAACCACUAGUGAUCCGUGCCUUGAAGGAGUACACCAUGUCGAGUAAUGUCAUCUUACAACAGCAGGUGUUGAGUCUGUUGGCUCAGCUCAUCAAACUCAGGGUGAACUACUCAUUACUGGAUGCUGAUCAGGUGUUCAUAAGCUAUGUUCAGAAGCAAUUUGAAUACAUUGAUGCAGGGCAGAUAAAAUCCUGUGACACGUUCCUUCCACACAUCUUCCAGUUUCUUGUAUUACUGUCAUACGAGUGCUUUCAGCCCAAGUUUAAUCAAGCUAAAGCCAUUGUGGGAAUGCCGAGAAUAAUCCAGCUUUGUGAUGGUAUCAUGGCAGGAGGGCAGCCAGCUCAAACUCAUGGUAUUCCAGCUUUACAGCCAAUAGUCCACGACUUGUUUGUACUGCGAGGUGCUGGCAAGAGUGGCAUUGGAGAAGAUAUCGAAACACAACGAGAAGUUGUGGUGUCUAUGCUACUUCGCUUGGUCCAUUAUCCUGAGGUGCUAGAGAUGUUGGUCACUGUUCUUAACUGUUACCAGCGAGAGGAGGUGAAGUGGAAAGACCUGUCAGGACAAAUUAUAGAUCUACUGCUUCCUCUUCUUNAACAGUCUGUAAGUCUUCCUUGUCCGAGACGAUCAUAUAAGAUAAACUACGGAUAAACAUGCCAAUUAUUUUGCUUAUCUUUUUCUUUCCAAUUUUUUCUUUUAUAGACUCAGUUGGCUGCAUUCGGCCGUUGGCUGGCCACAGUUCUUGUUGUGCUACAAACUCUCAUGGCACAAGUCACGGAAGAUAUACUGUUGUCAAGAAUUGACCAAUCGGGAUUUAGACCCAAGUGUGUCAAUAUGAUUGAUAAACCUUUAUUACCCAUAGAGAUUCUUGUCAAAUUUCUCUUUCACGUCGUUGAAAUGACUGCCAACCGUGUUAAUACGGUAACGAGAAGUUCCUUUGUAAAUUUAGGAUCACAAAGUGAAGAAGUAUUCUUGUUAAAGCUGUUUGGUUGCAUUUUGACAUGCCUAACACAUCUAUUGAAAUCAGCAAACUUUAAGAAAGUGUCCCAGGUAGCGUCCUCGUCCCCUAUCAUUCAGCCAUCUGUAGAGUAUAUCAAUGAAAGUGUGGCUCAUCUUGUGGACACCCACCCAGUUCUGGUCCUACAGUGGUGUCAGGUGCUAAGACAACUGAAGUACAUGGACUCGCACUUCUGGUGUGGAUUUCUUGACACAGGAUCACGUUUGAGCACUGCUUCAGGUGGUGAUGUUUCACUGGAAGGUCCAACAAUGAACAAAGAUGUAUCUUGCAUGGGAGUGCUACUGAUUUACUGUGAUCUUCUCAUAACACAGCACAUGGAGCAAGGAGCAUUAGACCUGUCCCAAGCAGGGACCCUGCUGAGGAUGUCCCUUGAGGAUCUAGUGCAAAUGGCAGAGGAGCCACCCAUUCAAGGAUUUCUUAACAUUUUGUAUAGCACCCAAGAGGGAAGCAAGCUCCUGUUAGACUCGGUCAUGUCUUAUAAGUCUCUUUUUGAAACAAUGAAGCAGCCAAGCCACAUGAAGGAUAUACUGUGCUGUUUAAAGGGAGUACACCAGUCGCAAUCCCUUUACCUUUUGAAGAUACUGGCCGAGUGUUUUCUAAGCUCUUCUCAUCAGUCUGUUGCGAGGAUGGCAGAACGUCUGAUUUGCAAGAAGCUGGAGAUGUACAUUGCUGGACAGAAGGCGGUAAAGAACCCUUCUUUUAGCAUAUUUUCUUUCUUAUAUGGUUAUGCCUGUGGUGAGAGAAUUGACCGCUGUGGCGCAUGGUGGAAACUCUUGACCGAUAAAGCCUAUGACACUUUUGAUCCCUUUAUUCAGAAACUUUACAUUGUAGAGUGGUUUUGUCGUCUAGCACAACAGUGUUGUUUUGCUGGUCAUCCAAAGGACCAGAAGGCAAAAGCCAACAUGCCACAUGAAGCCAUUGAGAUGCUCAGUGUUUUGAAUGGCAAGGAAGUCUCUGACAUUGUAAAUCAUAAGGAGUGGUUUUGUCGUCUAGCACAGCAGUGUUGUUUUGCUGGUCAUCCAAAGGACCAGAAGGCAAAAGCCAACAUGCCACAUGAAGCCAUUGAGAUGCUCAGUGUUUUGGAUGGCAAAGAAGUCUCUGACAUUGUAAAUCAUAAGGACUUUGACCUUUCACUCCUUGAAGAAUGCGUUCUACGUGGCAUAGAAAGGACACUAAUGUUAUCUGCACGAAGACAUAAUACUGAGGGAGCAGCAAGUGCUUUAUACAGCAAUACAGAAAACUUUGAGAACACAGACAUGGAUCAUUUAUUGCUGGUUUCCAAACUAACUUUGUUCUCCCAAAUGGGUCAAGUUGCUAAGGAUAUCAUUAGAACUCGGACUUUCAGAGACAGUGAAAAUUCCUCUAGAAUACAAUGCUUCUAUCUGGCUCCUGACCGGCUGUCAGCUCUCUGUAAUGACGCCGAAUGGUGCAAGAAAGUCACCUGUCUCGCCAGAGCUCUCGUGUCCUUAGUUAGUGCCAUUCCUACGCUUCCUAGACAUUGUAAAAUACCGGAGUCUGGACAAGAAGCUCUUUUACAGUUUGUGUUUGUUCCGCUGGCGAUGGUGCACUGCAACUUCGUGAAUGGAAAACGCCCAUGUUCCUCAGAACUUAAGUCUCACCUCGAUUGUUUUGCUAAGUUUCUUAAUCUUGAUUGCUGUAAAAGCGUUGGAGAACUGGAGUUCUUUCCGCUGGUUUGUUCUGCCAUCAGUCACGUGCAUGUGCUGUUAAAUGCAGUUGAUGGUGGUGCGGACACUCACGAAGAACACGCUUUCACUGGUGAAGCCGAAAUUGAUGUGACCGAUGACGGAAUUCAAAUUGCCAGGAAAGCUUGCGGUGAAAUCUCACUAUUGAUCCACCGCCUCCUUGUCAUCUUAAAGCCGGGAUCUGGUAGAAAAUCAUCUCUUCCUCAAUUCCUGAUUGGCCCUUUUCGUGAUGCAAUAGUUGGUUUGGCGAGACAACCGCUGGUCAACAGCUAUGCACGCACUCUUCCUCUGGUUUGGAAGAUGGGUUGGGUACCUGUCCCUGAGGGCGCACUUAAAACGGAACUUCCCCCGUUACCAAUAGAAAUAUUAAAAGAGAAAGAUGUACUGGAUGAAUUUGUAAGAAGAGUAAACCUGAUUGGCUGGACUUCCAGACAGCAGUUUGAAGAAACAUGGGCUGCUCUUCUCGGGGUGAUUAGUUCUCCUCCUUUGCCUGAUACAGUCUCCACAGAGGAGGAUAUGGAGUCCACACAUUCCUGCUGCUUGGCAGUCCGCUGUAUCUCAGAACUGCUGCUUCAGACAACCUUGUACCCAGUCCCAGGAAACCCAACCGCGAGUUGUUAUCUUCACAGACCGAGACACAGAGACCUGCCUUUCCUUGGAAGCAGGGCAGGGAAGAAACUUACUUUUGUCAGAGGCAUGGUAGAAGAAGAAUUUGUCGCUAUGUGCUGUACAGGAACGGGCAAGACGUUCAUCUCUGAUGAAGAACUAAGGCCGGAACGGUCCGCCAGUAUUCAUCGAUCAAACAGUUUCCUGUGUUUGAACAGCUCAAGCGGCAUGUGGAUCACCAAUCGAAUGCUGUUUGAUCACCCGCUCUAUGGACUGAAUAUCGAUCGCGUGCUGGGCUUCCAUGACUACACUUUAGGACAGAUCUCUGUGGGUGCUCUCCAUAGUCAGGCCCAGAACGAACUCCAAGAAAGGUACGACAGCGAAGACGACAGUGCUGUUGUAGUGUCCCUACCGCGCAUACCUCAACCUGAAAAACUUGACAUCAAAUCUUGUGAGCAGUUUCUCCUCGAGCUUUUUGAGCAGUGGAUGUCACCGUAUAUCCAACCCAGAACUCCUCUUGCACUCUUGUCAGAGGCAACCAAAGCGCUCCUAGUGUUGUCGGACCUGUUUGUCGAUGGAACGCAUUUUGAAUGGGUUCUAGAAACUCUCCUUGAGUUGCAUCACAAUCAUUCCACGGAAAAUGAUCUGUUGAUACAAUAUCUGCUGCCUACACUCUGCAAAGCACUAGCUUUUCUUAAGACGGAAGGUGCCACUGCUGAAAGAGUGUGCAAGAUAUUAGAAUCGUCGCUUAGAAGUCCGCACGUGCCUCUUCAGAUCUCCGCUCUGUAUGGUGCAAUGUAUUUGUUGGAGAUUCACGUGGCUUCUGUUGGUGCUGUGUUGUUGCCAGUCCUAACCGACUUUCUCAGCAAGAAGCUUACUGCUUUGACGGGUACGGUUUCUUUAGCGGAGCAUCACUUGUUAGUCAUGUGGUCUACAGCAUUUUACUUGCUGGAGAGGUACGCUGAUGAAAUCAGUGACCAAGAAUUGAAGGCUAACCUCCUUAAGACUGCUGUUCGUAUCGCGUCUUCAAACGAGGACAGCACUCCCACUUGUGUUUAUCACACUAUCAUGAGAGGACUGGAGAGACUGGUGGUGUCCUUUGCGCUGUCAAGUGCAGAGUCUGAUUCACUGGUGAAACUCAGCGUCGACAGAUUGUCUAUGCAAAACCCUCAAAGAGCCAUAUCUGCACUGAGUUUAUUGAUCACAUGCAUGUACACAGGCAAAAUUGGAGAUCGACCGAGUGGAAUCUACCCUCAGCCUGACACUGUGGAGUUUCCCACGGAAGACAUACUCCUCAUUGCCAUGGAACGUGUCACGGUUCUUUUUGACAGGAUACGAAAAGGCGUCCCAUCCGAGGCGAGAGUUGUGGCCAGAGUUUUGCCGCCUCUGUUACUUGAUUUCUUCCCCGCACAGGAAAUCAUGAACAAAGUGAUAGGAGAGUUUCUUUCCAGUCAGCAGCCACAUCCUGAGCUUAUGGCUCAAGUCUUGUUUAAGGUGUUUGAGGGUCUCCACAGUCAAGGUCAGCAAACGGAAGUGAGAGACUGGGUCCUUCUAUCACUUGGAAGUUUUAUUCAACGGACGCCUCUAUCAAUGGCCGUGUGGAGUCUAACUUGCUUCUUUGUGAGCGCUUCCAGCAACAAAUGGAUCCGAGCUCUCUUUUCCUAUAUCGUGGGAAGAAUGGGAAAGCUUGAAAGCAUCGAUGUUAAAUUAUUUUGCGCGGCAGCCAUGGAUUUCUACAGAACUCAGAAUCUCGAUUCAACUCACAAAGAAACCUUGAUAUCCACGUUUAGAAACGCCGCUCAAACGAGUGCAGCUUACAGAGAACUGAUUGAAUGCUGUCUGUCUGAGAGAUGAACUCGGAAGAACAUCACAAAAAUUCCGUGUUUUACCUUACGAAGGUAAAACGUCAAUCAAAAAUUGAGAUCGAAAGGUAGUAUGUCCUCAAAUGUGAUAUUGCUUCCUCGCGAGAGACGAUGAUCAUAGAUCGACUGAGAAAAGGAAGGGCAUUGCAAAGAGCACGUGGUUUAUCAAAUCAAAGAUAGAUUUGACUUGUGAAGCUUUCAGUAGCCUGUGCAGCUUGCUGUGAAGUUACUAGCGGGAAAUUCUGCUAAGUCCUGUAACGAGAAAUCUUUUCUUGCUGUGUGACUUUACAACUACUUAAAUUGAUCAUGAAGGUUACAUGUGCAUCUAUUGGGAUGUGGAUGCUGUUUGUGAGGGUGGAAACAGUACCAUUAUGGUGCUCUUCGUUUCACCCUUUAACAAAUAGGUUUGAACCAUCUAGGUGCGCUAUGAAAGGCAUUGCUUUUCACACCGCAGUCAGAAAAUAAAAGCCAAACAUCACUUGCGAGAUGUUUUCUGCACGUAAAUCAAAAAUGAAACUUGUUAUCAAGCUUCAUUCUAUCAUCAAUUUUAUUUAGAAUGGAAAAAUGUAUCUGGAAAUAUUUUCCUAUAAUAAGAUAUAAAUAUUACCAAAGAUCUAUGAUAGCGAAUAAAGGAACAAUUUUAACUACUUCACAUGCAUAACUGAAAACAACUUAAACAUCGGAGUGAAUACUGGGUUAUCCUCACGUUGAUAAAUAAAGCUGGGGCUCAAGUUGCCUG
Molecule: messenger RNA, 10218 nt
Organism: Orbicella faveolata
Lineage: Eukaryota; Metazoa; Cnidaria; Anthozoa; Scleractinia; Merulinidae
Product: huntingtin-like
Cellular component (GO): cytoplasm; nucleus
Source: RefSeq, a predicted model, not a curated record